GAUCUCUUGAAUGAAUACUCAUGCCCUAAACAAGGACACCUACUUGAAGAUAUUCCUUGGCUAACUUGCAUAUUACCAUCACAAAGAUGCAAAAUGCUACAAAGACUGAUUUGAGUUUGUUGCUGGAGUGUCUUAAAUGCCAGAUGAAAUGUCCUGACUCACAGAAACAAGCGCUGCUCACCAUUUCUGCUAUUUGCCAGCAGAGCGAGGAGAAUGUGGAGUUUUUCCAGAAUGUGGGAGGGGUGAUGUUUGUGCAUAGCCUAUCCCGAUCCAGCCGCCACCCUCAGGUCAGACAGACUGCCCUCUUCAUUCUUGGCACCUUGGCUGAGUCUAAUGUGUACUGUAAGCAGGCCCUGUGCAGAAAGGAAACCUUCUCAGACCUGGUGGAGAGUCUGCAGCAGGAUGUGCCCGUGCCCCAGAAGUGGGUGGCCGUCUACAUGCUGUCUGCACUCGUCUCUAACAACAGGUCAGGGCAGGAGUUUGCACACACUUCAGACUGCAUACAGACGCUUCUGGAUCUGUUCAGGUGGAGUUUCCCUCUCUCCUCUGAGGCCGAGGCUGUGGGAGAAACUCAGAUGACGCAGCUCUGGACUGCUGUGUCCAGUGCCCUGUGUGGCUGUGUCAACAAUCCCCAGAAUGAGCUGAACCAGCGUGUGUGUAUGUCAGCGUUUCCACUGGUACGUAGCUGGCUGCAGCAGAUGAGUCCUCCUCGCCCACAGCUGCUCCAGCCUCUCUGCUCCUUCAUCGCCAUGACGCUACACAACAACACCAGUGCUCAAGAGUACUUCUCAUCAGUGGGUGGUCUUGGGACAUUGUGUGUGAGCCUGGCCAGUCUGGUACCUCACAGCUCAGAGAGCCUCCCAGCAUGCAGCAUGGCCAUCACGCUCACCAAGACACUGGCCGCCUGCAUCACAGACAACCCGGGCCUGGCGGCGAGUCUGUCUGGGCUCCAGCUGGUGCCGGUGCUGGGGCUGCUGCUCUCCUGCCCCACUCUAGACCACAGAGGACAGCUCAGCGUGGUGCUCACAAUGGGCCUCUGCACCGACUCCUCUGAGGAGCACCAGACUCAGCUGUUGGCUAACGGCGGUCUGCCCCUGAUCAUCUCCCUGCUGACCGACACACAGGACGAGGAGCUCAAGAAAGCCGCCACUUUCGUCCUGCAAACCUGCAAAAAGAUCACUGGGAUGCUGGGCCCUGGCCUGAGGUCAUCUCAUGAAGAAGAGGAACAGUGUGAUAUAGAGAACCACUGGAAAUCUGCCAAAGCAAUGCUGCAGAGGAUAAACAACCUGGAGGAACAACAGGCAGGAGUAGAACAGUGGGAACGGGAUGUGGGGAAUUCCACAGAUCAGCAGGAAGGAACUUUUGGAAUUCCGCAGGCUCCUCCCCCUCAGGCCCCUUUGCUCCAGCAUGCUGACCCCACAGAGGAAUUCUGGGAAGGGACGCCACUGCGCAAGGUCAGGGUUCACCCGGAGGGACGGGCGAGGCUCAGGAACGACAAGCACAAAGAGCCUCCUGUCCGCAGGGACAUUUUCAGGAGUGUUGCAGAACAGGACCCGCCCCUCCAGAAGGACCAGGUCUCCAUCAGAGACGUCUUGAGGGAGAGAGAGAAAGGAAGCGAUAGAGGGACAGAGAGAACCCUGAGGGAGAGAGAGAAAGGAAGCGAGGAGAGAACCCAGAGGGAAAAACAAGAGAGGCGGAGAGGCAGGGAAUGGGAGACAAGAGAGGGCCAGAGCGACUGCACUGUCCAGAGAGAGAGAGAAGAGAGGAAGAGUAGGAGAGAUGUUGAGAGAGAGGGAGGGAGGGAUUGGCUGGAGAGAGAGAGAGAAGAGAGGGAGAGGAGGAGAGAUGUUGAGAGAGAGGGAGGGAGAGAAGAGAGGGAGAGGAGGAGAGAUGUUGAGAGAGAGGGAGGGAGAGACGGCAUUCCAGCCCAGCUUAACUCCGCCUCCCUCACAGACACAUACAGCUGUCAACCAGAAGAGGGAGGUAAACACACAGACAGCUCACAUGAGUUCAGGAUACCAGGACCCUUUCAGAGGUCUGCCCUCCGACCCAGACCCCAGUCUCUAUCUGAUGAUGAGAUGUCCAUCUGUUCUGAGGUCCUGGACCAAGAGAUUCAGCGCGUCCUGAUGACCCCUGUCUCUUUUACCCACAGUGCACUGCGCUGCUUAGACUGUGUGUCAGGCUGUGUGUCAGGUGUGUGUGAUGUGAGUAGCCGCUCCUUCUCGGCCCUCCUGCGCUCCAGCCGGCAGAAGUGUGAGACACACCUGCUUCUUCAGCGCGCCGACCUGCGCCACAGGCAGCAGCUCAAACACACACACACACACACACUCACACGUGCCGGUGGCUCCUGUGCCAUCGACACACCCUGCCAGAGCAACACACACACACACACUCACACAUCUCUGUCUCCCAAUGAGAUCACAGACAUGGACAGAGGAGGCCUCCAGCACCCCCCGGGAGAAGAGGGGAGGGGCCGCAGAGCACACGGCCACAGCCAGGGGGCUAACCUCACAGUUGUGAACCUCACUCCUCUGAAGAGGCCCCCUGCAAGGCAUGGCAGAGACCAGUGCAGAGAAGAGCUGAUCAGUGAGGAUGAUGAUGAUGAUGAUGAUGAAGAGGGUUCAGAGGACCACACUAGGAAGAGGGAGAGGAAGAACUUCAGUGAGGAGGAGCUGGUGUUUCUGCGUGAGGGUGUUCGGCGUUUUGGUCGGUGCUGGAACUCCAUCCUGUAUGCAUAUCCCUUCCCACCUAACCGCACCAACAUCGACCUGGCCCAGAAAUACCGCCGCAUGAAGAAAGCUGAAGCCGCCACCGUGGGCAGAACAAAUUAUAUUUGAAAUAAGUGAAGACUAUUUCAAACUAAAUGGACCUUAAACGAAAACAUAUUUAAAUGUAUGUAUUUUUGUAUAUAAUGAUCUAAUAUACUUAAUAUAUAGUCAUAUAAUAUAUAAUUUAAUUAAUAUAUUAAUAAUUGAUAAUAAUUUCUUUACUUUGGGACAUUGUAAGUGGAAUUAUAUGUUAUACGUUACACAGGUUCGGGUUCAGUUGCUGUGUUCUUCGUAAGAGGAAAAAAAUAAAUCAUAUGGAUUUCUGUAUCUGAAAUAAACUGGAUAACAACAACUCCCAGAGACUUCUGGAACUGUGUGUGUGUAUAUGUGUGUAUAUGUGUGUGUAUAUGUUUAUCUUGUUUAUGAGGAGGCUAGGCGCUGAGCAGAGGCAACACAGGAUUCCACACCCCGCACGUCAUAGCGCUCACUCCCAGCUCUCAG
Clupea harengus (Atlantic herring) is the source of this 3269-nucleotide messenger RNA. RefSeq names its product telomere repeat binding bouquet formation protein 1 (gene terb1). The record is from RefSeq and is a predicted model, not a curated record. Gene Ontology annotation, biological process: meiotic attachment of telomere to nuclear envelope; homologous chromosome pairing at meiosis. The transcript is spliced from 22 exons. Bases 87 to 2837 code for a protein of 916 amino acids. NCBI's taxonomy places the organism in Eukaryota, Metazoa, Chordata, Actinopteri, Clupeiformes, Clupeidae.